Messenger RNA from Fusarium musae, 1791 nucleotides. RefSeq lists its product as uncharacterized. Lineage: Eukaryota; Fungi; Ascomycota; Sordariomycetes; Hypocreales; Nectriaceae. The coding region runs from base 1 to 1791 and encodes 596 amino acids. Gene Ontology annotation, molecular function: dolichyl pyrophosphate Man9GlcNAc2 alpha-1,3-glucosyltransferase activity. Gene Ontology annotation, cellular component: endoplasmic reticulum membrane. The transcript has 2 exons. The record is from RefSeq and is a predicted model, not a curated record. Gene Ontology annotation, biological process: protein N-linked glycosylation.
AUGGCUGGUCCUUCUCCGUCACCGCACAAGCCUCGUCGCAAGGCUAAUACCAAGAAACCUGGCAAUGGCAAUGGCGGCAGCGAAAAGGCCCCUCGCACAGAAGCCCUAGUACGAGCGCCCGCGUUCCCUCUCGCAGCGUUUCUGUGGCCUGCGCGAACUUCUUUGUCGCAAUGGGAGGUUCUGCCCGUGAUUCUCAUGGUGGUCGGUCUUUUUCGAUGGGCUGCUGGCCUGUGGGGAUAUUCUGGGUUCGGCAAACCGCCCAUGUUUGGAGACUACGAAGCGCAGCGGCAUUGGAUGGAGGUCACGACACAACUUCCCAUAUCGCAAUGGUAUUUCCACGAUCUUCAGUGGUGGGGUCUCGACUAUCCUCCCCUGACGGCCUACCACAGCUGGCUUCUCGGCAAGAUUGGCUCUCUCAUCGAUCCCUCGUGGUUCGCGCUCUUCACCUCCCGAGGAAGCCAGGACCCCAACCUCAAGAUCUUCAUGAGGGCAACAGUCAUUAUCUCGGAGUAUCUCAUCUACGUCCCAGCCGCCAUAGUCUUCGUGCGACGAUAUAGUAGACUUCAAGGGGUCACUAACUGGACAGCAUGGCUUGCGCUCGUCGCAAUCCUGAUGCAGCCUGCCACCAUUCUUAUCGACCAUGUUCACUUCCAGUACAACACCGUUAUGCUCGGAUUUGUCAUGGCGAGCAUGUCGAGUAUGCUGGCUGAGCGCUACAAGUGGGCUGCUGUCUUCUUCGUCGGCGCGCUGGGAUUCAAGCAGAUGGCUCUGUAUUAUGCCUUCAGCGUCUUCUCCUAUCUUCUCGGCCGCUGCUUUUACCCGCGACUUAACUUUACCAGACUCUUUGGAAUCGCCCUUGUAACGGCUGUUUCCUUUGCUAUCCUAAUUCUGCCUCUGGUUCUUGGUACACUCUACGACAAGAGCCAGGGCAUCGAUGCUCAUGGAGAUUCCAAGGAUUCUCCUUCACUUCCUCUAUUUCCUCAGCUAGUUGAGAUUCUAGACACCAAAGCCUUUUACUGGCCUAUCGUGGAACAGAUGGUCCAGAUGGUUCACCGUGUCUUCCCAUUCGCGCGUGGCUUGUUUGAGGACAAGGUAGCCAAUUUUUGGUGCGCCGCCAAUGUUGUUAUAAAGCUCCGACAGUGGCCAACAGCUCUUCUCCAAAAGGCAGCUCUUGGUGCUACUCUUGGUUCGAUUAUCCCACCUAACAUUAUCCUCUUCCUGCGACCACGAAAGUCCACACUUCCUUUGGCUUUUGCUGCCACAGCUUGGGGCUUCUUCUUGUUCAGCUACCAAGUGCAUGAGAAGAGUGUCUUGCUUCCAUUGAUGCCCAUGACCUUACUUCUGGCUGGAAAGCACGGGUUGAACAAGGACACACGAGCUUGGGUGGGCUUCGCCAACCUUUUGGGAGUCUGGACUAUGUUCCCUUUGCUCAAACGGGUCGACCUGAGAGUUCCAUAUGCGGUUUUGACCCUCCUCUGGUCCUACCUGCUCGGCCUCCCACCGACCUCUUUGAGCGCCUACUUCCAAGAAGGUCAAGCUGCCUGGCUGCAAUGGUGCACGGCAUUACUGCAUCUGCUGUUCUAUGUCGCCAUGGGCGCGUGGCAUGUUCUUGACACAUUUGUAACACCACCUGUUGAUAAGCCCGACCUCUGGGUCGUGGCAAAUGUUGGAAUUGGUGCUGCAGGCUUCAUAAUCUGCUAUCUUUGGUGCUUCUUCAAGCUUAUCCAAGAGAGCGACCUAUUGCCUGGAGGCUCAUCAAGUAAGAAGGAUAAAAAGAGCAAGACCUUGUAG